GAACUGGCACGACAGCGGGCAGCUCUCGAAGCUCAACAGCUCGCCGACGAAGCGGAACGCCGUCAGCUGGAGCUGGAGCUGCUCGAGGAGGAGGAGUAUGAUCACCAGCCAUCUGCCGUCGACCGUCAGGCUCUAGCUCGGCCUGCUGCCGCAGCUCCAAGUGAGCCAGCCGCCCAGCUGCGUGAGCCGCUGCAGCCGGGUGACAGGUCCUCACGCACCCGGGACUGGGUGGAGCAGUCCUCCCAGUACGGACAACUGGUGAGCGCGCAGCCAUACGACGACCGUCACCAGCAGGAAGCACGACGUCCGCUACAGCCCGUGAGACAGCAAACGACUCCACAGCUGCCUCGAGUGACCCUGGAUAAGUUCAGCGGCUCCGCUCUGGAAUGGCCGAGAUGGAUCGCGCUGUUCAGGGCUCUAGUGCACGAUCGAGACGACCUGACUGACGUCGAGCGCCUGACCUAUCUCCAGGCUCAUCUCACCGGGCCGGCCAAGGAAUCAGUGCGCGGUAUGUUGUGCGACUCUUCUCUGUACGGUGAGGCUAUGCGUGAGCUAGAGGAGGAGUUCGGUGACCCUGCACGGGUCAUUCACGCGACGAUGAAAAAACUGCUCGAUUCGCGGCCGGUGAAAGAUGGUGAUAUGUCGGCUGUGACAGAGCUGUCACGUGACCUUCGCACCGCGGUUCGUGUGCUACAGUGCCUUCACUACGACGCGGACAUCUCGGCUGCCACCAAUGUAACAGCCGUGAUCUCCAAGCUUCCUGCUGCGCUGGCUUUGAAAUGGGGCGGCACUCUGUGCAAACGACUCGUCCGCCCACGCUCCCCGACCUGGACAGCUGGCUGCGCGGCUACGUGGCUGCUGGGC
Amphibalanus amphitrite is the source of this 864-nucleotide messenger RNA. RefSeq lists its product as uncharacterized. The record is from RefSeq and is a predicted model, not a curated record. The transcript has a single exon. Lineage: Eukaryota; Metazoa; Arthropoda; Thecostraca; Balanomorpha; Balanidae. The annotation marks the transcript as partial.